Messenger RNA from Zychaea mexicana, 687 nucleotides. RefSeq lists its product as uncharacterized. Bases 1 to 687 code for a protein of 228 amino acids. NCBI's taxonomy places the organism in Eukaryota, Fungi, Mucoromycota, Mucoromycetes, Mucorales, Lichtheimiaceae. The record is from RefSeq and is a predicted model, not a curated record. The transcript is spliced from 3 exons.
AUGAGUGACAUUCCCGGUGAGCCUCUCUCUACUCAAUCCAAGGCCGUUUCGGCCACUUCAGGUGCUCUGCAAAGCUUCCAGCCUUUGGGCCGUAUCUGUGAACAUGUGUGCGGCUUCCACAUUUACGGUCACGACAUGACUCGUCAAGUACAUGCGCAUCAUUUUUGCUCGCACGUCAACGAGGACUUCCGUCAAUGCAUCAUCUACGACUCACCCGAUGCAGACGCUCGUCUGAUUGGCAUCGAAUACAUCAUUUCGGAGAAAUUGUUUGAUCAGCUUCCUGUGGAAGAAAAGCGCUAUUGGCAUUCACACGAUUACGAGGUCCGCAGUGGCAGCUUGGCUUUGCCUAUGCCCAGAUUAAUGCCUGAACUCGGUGCCAAGGAAGGUGAAAAGGCGGCUCUUUUGGAUCUGCAAAAAACUUAUGGCAAGACCUGGCAUACCUGGCAAGUGGAUCGUGGUGACAGUCUCCCAUUGGGACCUGCGCAGCUCAUGAUGGCACUCACCGCCGAUGGCCAACUCAGUCCAAAGCUCGCAGCAGAACGCAAGCAGAAGGAGAAGAUCGAUCUCGAAGUCAAGCGGGAAGAGCGCAAGAACUUUCCCGAUUACGCGCCUCGCAAAGAAGCCGAUGCUUGGCUAUCUGGCAAGGCAUGCCAAGUGUUCCCUCAAGAAGUCGACUUUAAGAAAUAG